UCACAGUGAUUGCGCCUUCGUGCGUCCGUGGUUUUCUCCGGCAAGGGUUUUCACGCUACGUCAUAAGCCUAAUCUAUGCGCUGUGAAUCAGAAAGCCGAUGCUUCUCUGUUGAAAAGAAAAGGGGCCGACGAGUGAUCAUCGAUGACAGCAUGUCAAAGGAAUAUUCACCUAUCAUGUGAUUUCGAUCGAGGAGCCCUCCUAUAAAAUUUUGAACUCGCUCCCUCGAUCCAAACUUUGCGUCUUUGCCGGGACGAAUGAUCCGUCACCUUGAGGUCAAACCAACUCAGACGGCAAGAGUCCACAUAAGUCUUGUCAUGGCCUGAGCCCGAUCUACCAAACACGCACGGUCUGCAUGUGCACUGCAGGCAUACCGCCCGUCUGAACCAUGUGGCCGCAUGCAUAUUCAGUUGGUGCAGAGGCCGAAAGAGUAGUAAGUAAAUUUCCUCCUUUCCGAAAAGAAGAACCCGUGGCCAGCUGCUAAGGUUGCUACAGACAAUAGAUGCUCUGCAGCAAUGUAUAACUAGCUGAAAGCUUUUCUUUUAAUUCCAUGGUUAAGCUUGAAGAAAUACGCACAAUCAUUCGCGCCCUGCUGGAUUCGUUUCGUUCUAGCUGUGCCGCAUUUGCUAUUCUGCAUGCAUCUCUACACUGACUAGAUGGAGCUUGUCUGUCAGGAAUCGGGAUUUGCUAGCAUUGCAUGCCGUGUGUAUCCGAUGCCUGCCCUUUUAGGCCUUUGCUACAUGCAGAAAAAAAAAGGACACAGCAGCAUCUAAAAUCUAUAAUAGAGUAAAGGUACUAAUUGGACCAUUCCGGUUAUAUAGUUAAAAUUGAGCAAUCGGACUCCCCCAACAUGCAACGAGGCCUCAAUGAUUAAGCUUGGUUUGGUCACAAAUAUAGUACUACUACGUACUACAAAUCUCACUUCUGGAGACGAACAAGAAUACCAGCUGAGACAGAGCUGAAUUACCAGGUGUCAAGGAGACGCAAGUCACAUUCAGUCUUGGCAGUAAUUAAUUAAAUCGUCCAAACAACAACGCGAGCAGUAUCUGCCAACUUUUUUUUUAGUUCUAGUGUCAGGACAUGACAGUUCUUGCAUGCACGACGCCGCCGUAGCAUUACAAGAUGCAGCAACAAUCACCACUUCAUCUUCCUCGCAAAAAUGGCGUGCAUACGCAGCUGUGGGGGAAUCCACGGCUUGACGUAGUACUGCAUGCAGGUGAAAACACCGGAGUGCCGCAGAUCUCGCAGGCUUUCCAUUGCCACCAAUCAUGGCAGAAAAGCCAUGGCCUCGCCGCGACCCCACUCUCUCCACCACAUAUUUCCGCCACCAACCCUUUUCCCCCUCCGCGCGCACAUGCACCGCCAAUCGGUCGAGAUUCCCCUUAAUCCCUCCAACGUUUAACCAUAAACCUUCUAUUUAACACGCUCCACUCAUCAGCUCUCCCCUUCCUUAGCAAGGAAGUAUAGCUAAGCCAGUGUAUAAAGAGGGUGUCAGUGCCACUGCCACCAGAGCGAUCGAGUACGUGCCGGCAAUGGAGGUCCAGAUGAGACGGGGCGGCGCGACGCACCUGGUCCAGGCGGCGGCGGUGGUGGUCUCCUACGUGGUGCUGAUGGCGUCGGCGGGGGUGCGCGCGCAGCUGCGGGUGGGGUUCUACGACAGCUCGUGCCCGGCCGCGGAGAUCAUCGUGCAGCAGGAGGUGAGCAAGGCGGUGUCCGCCAACCCGGGCCUCGCCGCGGGCCUCCUCCGCCUCCACUUCCACGACUGCUUCGUCGGCGGCUGCGAGGCGUCGGUGCUGGUCGACUCCACCAAGGGCAACACGGCGGAGAAGGACGCCGGGCCCAACACGAGCCUGCGCGGGUUCGAGGUCAUCGACCGGAUCAAGGCGCGGGUGGAGCAGGCGUGCUUCGGCGUCGUCUCCUGCGCCGACAUCCUCGCCUUCGCUGCCAGGGACAGCGUUGCGCUGACUGGCGGGAACGCGUACCAGGUGCCGGCGGGGCGGAGGGACGGGGGCGUGUCGCGGGCGCAGGACACGGGCGGCAACCUGCCGCCCCCGACCCCCAACGUGAACCAGCUCACCAAGAUCUUCGCCUCCAAGGGGCUCAACCAGAAGGACCUGGUCACCCUGUCCGGCGCGCACACCAUCGGCGGCUCGCACUGCAGCUCCUUCAGCAGCCGCUUGCAGACGCCGUCCCCGACGGCGCAGGACCCGACCAUGGACCCCGGCUACGUGGCGCAACUGGCGCAGCAGUGCGGCGCGUCCGCCUCGCCGGGGCAGCUGGUGCCCAUGGACGCCGUCACCCCCAACUCCUUCGACGAAGGGUUCUACAAAGGCAUCAUGUCCAACCGGGGCCUGCUCGCCUCCGACCAGGCGCUGCUCAGCGACGGGAACACCGCCGUGCAGGUGGUCUCCUACGCCAACGACCCGGCCACCUUCCAGAGCGACUUCGCCGCUGCCAUGGUCAAGAUGGGUUACAUCGGCGCGCUCACCGGCAGCAGCGGCAAGAUCAGGGCCAACUGCAGAGUCGUAUGAUCGGUCCAUCCAUGGCGACAUGCAUCAAGGAUCAUCUUUCUCAUUUAGAAGAGUGGCGAUGGAUUAAUUUGGAUUGGACGUGCACCCGUGCUAGCAUUUAGCGUUCUUGUUUGACCAUGUACGUAGUACUCCGCCUAUUCUUUUGCUCAUCGAUCGAUCUGUAUUGAUUCUUUCUCGGCUGAGGUGUGUGUGUCUUUUGAGGAAAUUGUAACUAGCUACUACCAGCUUUGUGAGUCUUCGUGUGCCAAAUUGAUGAUACUAAAUAAAUAAAAAUACAAUGUUAAUUAUCUUGUAGUGA
Molecule: messenger RNA, 2827 nt
Organism: Triticum aestivum (bread wheat)
Lineage: Eukaryota; Viridiplantae; Streptophyta; Magnoliopsida; Poales; Poaceae
Product: peroxidase 5
Exons: 5
Coding region: 1531-2529 (332 amino acids)
Biological process (GO): response to oxidative stress; hydrogen peroxide catabolic process
Molecular function (GO): heme binding; peroxidase activity
Source: RefSeq, a predicted model, not a curated record